Entrophospora sp. SA101 is the source of this 705-nucleotide messenger RNA. NCBI's taxonomy places the organism in Eukaryota, Fungi, Glomeromycota, Glomeromycetes, Entrophosporales, Entrophosporaceae. The record is from the annotation of a GenBank genome assembly.
AUGGAUUAUCCAACUCACCAUCAAAUGCUUGUUCCACAAUCAAAUUCUAGAGUAGUUCCUAUACCACAACGUAGGCCUUCUUCAUCUCCCUCACCACAAAGAGAUCGUGAAAGUUCACUACCGAUUACACCUCAAAGGCGAAGUGCAGGAAAUUCUCCAAUGAGUUCAAUAGAAACCAUGGUCACUCAACUUCUUGUUACUACCAAAGCUUUAUUGGAAAGUUUAACUGGUUGGGCGGCGAAACGUGUUAAUCAACAACAGGUUUCUGAUAUAUAUGUAAAACUUGUAAGUGAAUUUAACACUGUUAUACAAUUAUUUUCUCAAACUGGAGUUGAUAUAAGCGAUUUAACAAAUAUUCCAACAAAUUUAAGAGCAUGCUUAGAAAAGGCACUGAGCGAGGAGGCUUCACAAAAUUCUUUAGAGAAACAUCUUCCUACAAUUAAAGAAACAAUAGUGUCAUUAUUAAAAGGAUUAAAAGCAAAACAAGCACUAUACAAACAAAUUCAUAAUCCUCCACCUAGGUGUGAUGUAGAGACAGCAAGAACCUCACCUCCCCCUCCACCAAUACCCCCUCUACCAGACAACUAUUCAAAUGCAAAUACUUCAUUGCCAUCAUCAGCAGCAAUAACAAUUAACCCCGAUAAUAUAAGACACAUGCCUAUUUUAGCUGCACCUGUCAUUGGAUCAAUAAUAAGAUCUUGCUAA